AGGCUCCCCCCACAAACUGCGGUGGUCCGGUCCUCCUCAGCGCUAGGCCUCAGCCAGGCCUGAAGGGGAACUCUAGGCCCGAAAGAGGAAGAGGCCAGUAAUGGCGGAGGAGCCUGAGCAGGCGGAGGGAGGAGAGGGGCCGCUCUCCCUGCUCCGUUCCCGGGAGCCUUCCUCGCGGCGUCUGGUGGUGCCUUCGUCGUGGCUCUCCCCUCCGGGGUCCCUCCCUUCGGAGCUGGGCGUCUGGUUCCCGGGGCUGGAGGAGCUGGACGUGAGCGGGGCCGGGCUGAGCGCCCUGGGGCCCGAGGUGCUGGGCCUGGGGCGCCUGCACACCCUGCUGGCCAAAAACAACCGCCUGGGCGGCCGGGGCUCCCUCCCGAAGGGGCUGCCCGGGUCCCCGCUGGGCCGCGCCCUCCGCACCCUCAACCUCAGCGGCAACCGCUUCGCCCAGCUCCCCGAGACCCUCCUCGGCCUCCGCGGCCUCCGCAGCCUCAGCCUCGGCAGCAACCGGCUCCAGAGCAUCCCCGCCGCCAUCCAGGGGCUCAGCAGCUUAGAAUUCUUGUAUCUUGGAGGAAAUUUCAUUACUUCUGUUCCACCAGAGUUAGCAAACCUACCAUCACUCAGUUACCUUGUCUUGUGUGAUAACAAGAUACAGAGUAUUCCCCCACAGUUAGCACAGUUGCAUUCAUUGCGCUCCCUUAGCCUGCACAAUAACCUUUUGACAUAUCUUCCUCGGGAGAUCCUCAAUCUUGUGCAUCUUGAAGAACUGAGUUUGCGAGGGAAUCCUUUGGUUGUGCGAUUUGUCCGUGACUUGACCUACAAUCCUCCAAGUCUUCAGGAGCUGGCUGGACGCACAAUCAAAACCCGUAAUGUUCCCUAUGUUCCUAGUGAUCUCCCUGGGAACCUGCUCCGGUACUUGAGCUUGGCCAGCAAUUGCCCCAAUCCUAAAUGUGGAGGAGUCUAUUUUGACAGCUGUGUCCGGCAAAUCAAAUUUGUUGACUUUUGUGGGAAGUACCGUGUUCCCCUGAUGCACUACCUUUGUUCCCCGGAGUGCUCUUCCCCUUGCAGUUCCGCAUCUCAGAGUUCCAAUUCUCAGAGUGAGUCGGACUCAGAAGACGAAGCCAUCGUUGCUGCACGCAGGAUGCAAAAGGUUCUUUUGGGCUAGGAAGAGGAAAGGAAAAGACAAGGAGCAAAUUGCUUUCAAAAAGGAGUUGUGGAAGCACAGGGCCUGAUGUCCUGUGAAGGGGGAAUCUUCCAAAUCUGAGCUUGGCCUUCUUGCAUCUUGUUGCGUGUGGAAAAUGGAUCUGGACAAACAAAGAAUUGCUUGGAACUGUGCUUUCUGGGAGGCUACAGGCCCUGCAUGCCUUGAGGGAGGAGGAAGCUGGCAAAGGAGCCUUUGUGAAGACGCAUGCUUCCGGAGAGGUCAUUCUAGGCCUCCUAGAUAUUGCCUGCUAAAAGGGUGCUUGGACCCCUGCACUACUGAGACUGGAUAUGAAGUGAACUGUUCUUAGUCACUGUGAUAAAACAAUUAAUAACGGAGGGGGGUGCAGGGUGGGAGUUCCCCAGUAUUAUUAUUUGCAUCUGUCAUACUUGAACAUUGCUCUCUUUCCUUGCUUCAGAUGCUUGAUUCCUAUCUAUUUAUUUUAACACAUUCCUCGAAAGUACAAAAACCCCACAGAUUUUGAUACUUUCUUCCUUGUCUGGUUUCAGUGCCUAUCACCAGUGUUCUGUUGUAGAAACAGAACUAAGCCUUUCUUUGUGCUAUAUAUUGCUUUGAAAUGCAUAAUUAGUGCCUUAUUUGGCCUUUGUUCCAUUAUGACUUUUUAUGUAUAAACCUUACUAGUUUUUCACUAUGUACUUCCAGAAGAUUUUUUUUUUCAUCUGGAGUGAUAGUGUAAUGAACUAGUAAAUGUACAUUGUUUGUUUAUGGCUGGGUUGUUACAGACAUAGGGACCAUAUUUGUCCCUUUUUAUACUGUGGGCAAUAUUUCUUCAACCAGCAUAUCUAUUUAUCAUAUACUGCAACACUUAGCAUAAUAUGGCUUUGCAUUAUAUAAGUGAAAAGUCAGAGUGGAAACAUUUAUCAGUGUCUCCAGUAUCUCUCCCAAUACCUGCAUUACAAAGUAUUUUACAUUAUAGACUUAAUCUUCUCUUGUCUUGCUUGGUAUGAUUUUUUUCAGAUAUAUCUUGCCCUCCUAAAAUUGUCCUGCCCAAAUGAUUCCUUUGCUUCUCUAUCAGUGCUAAAGAUACUGUCGUGUACAACAGGGAGGCAGCUUGCUUCUGCAGGAGAUAAAAAAUAAAACUUUAUCACAGAGAGAUGGGAGGUUUUGGUUCUCACUAGAGAUGUUAGGCUGGGUAGUGGCAGCUGUACAGCCAUAUUCCAUCCACAGCACUUGUUGUCUUAAUAGGUGUAUUAAUCCAAAGAGAGUGGAAACAACUGUAUGCUUUUUUCACACACUUUUCCUUUAGAUUGUCUUUGUAGGAAGAUCCACAAUGACCUUCCACUAGUAUCUCACUCCAGUUGGAUUGCAUUUUUUCAAAAACCUAAUCCAAUAUUGUGGGUUGAGUACUAGGAUAGAGUGAUAUCUGUGCAGUGGAAACACUGUUUUGAGUAUGAUAAUUUAAUCUCCCACAACCAUGUUACAGAAUGGUGGAGACAUAUAAAAGGGUCUUUUUGCAUAAAGCAAUUGAUGUGAACUGAAUUCCACUGUUCUUCUAACAAGGCUUUUAAGAAACAGUUAAGUGAAUACAUCUGCUAUAGUUGUGAUCUACAAGCAGUUCUGUCACUAUUUCUGCCACUUGUAAAAACUUUCUCUGUUGAAUUACCAUUGUAGCAGCAUGAGUCCAUAAAGUCAGCACAGUGGAUGUUGAUACGUAAUCUUUGUUCUUUACUAUACUUUCCUAGCAGUCUGAUCUAUCUUUAAGUCAAGUGUAGGGAGUCAGAUCUUGUUGGACUCCAGCUGUAUAUUGGCUUGGUCAGCAUAGUCAGUGAAAACAUGAGUUGUCAACCAGUGACAGUUUGAAGUUUGCUUAUGCUAUAAUGCAUAUAUUUCUGUUCAGUAUCAGCAGUGAAUCUGACCUUUUCUCGAUCUCCAUUUUCUUUUCUUCAUAUAAUUCUUGCUUUUAACACAGUAAAACCUAGUGCGCUAGUGUUACUUUUAAUGAUCUUCAAAUUUUGUAACUUCAGCUAUUACGGUAGUUAAUGUCAGUUCAUUUGCUAAAACUAAAAACAGUAAUAUACAGACUACUUUUCAAAAGAAAUCAACACUUUUUCUAUCACAGAAUCCUAGGUGUAAUCUGAUAGUACAUUAAAAGAGAAGAUUAAUUCAGUCUGCUGUCUCUAUCUUGAGAGUGACUCUAAAUGCAGACCAUACAAUUACAACCUCUAGCCUAACAAAACAUUGCUUUUGCCUGUUUCUUCUGGCCAUUUGGGUAUUGGGAGCGGUGCUUUAGGUAUUAUUUAGGAUGAUGCUGAAGUCUAGCGAAUUCAAAAUCUUGCAAAUAAUCUGUCACAGUUUUUCCUAAUAUUACCAAACUGUGCAUUUUGUAGGCCCCCCCUCCAAAGCUAACACUUUUGCUCUUUCCAAUGCCCAUGUCACUUUAUUAGUGCUUUUGGUAUAGGAUUAUUUAAUGAAUGCUGUCAGCCUGAAUCACAUCCAGUUCCCAUUCAUUGAUGCCUUUUCUGGCUUCUUUGACAAUAAGUAACCAUGGGAGCUUUGGUCUGUUACAGCAAAAGCAGAGCAGGGCGAUUUGGUGGCAUCUUACUGGCCGCAUGUUUAUUUUGUAUUCACUCUCAUGGACUGUAGCCCACUCCAUUAGAUGACUAGGGAAAUUGACAGUUUGAUAACAAUUGGUAAUAUAUACUUUUAUUUCUCAUUACACAUUUGAGAUUAUUCUUAUCUAGCAUUCAAAACUGUUGUCUGUAAACCUUCACUACUUAACAGGCAUUUAAGGCUUUAUUAAAGCAGUUCUCAAGUGCUUUGCAUCUUAGAUACUGUUCAUUUUUUUAUCUCUUUAUAGCUUGAAAGUGCUAAACCUGAAUGUGAAUAAAUCAGUCUGCCUUUCCUGCCAUUUCUUUUUUUCCCCCCUGCCGUCUCUUUAGCCAAGAAGAGCAGAUGAGACACUUGUAAAUGCAAGUUUGGUGCUUUAAGAUCAGUUAGGAAACGUUCUAAGAACAAAAUAUCUGCUUGACUGGAAACAACUCAUACAAUUCCCGACACAGAUGCUUUUCUCUAGUUAGAAUUGGGGUGUUUUUUGAAUCUUUUCCCACUAUGCCCUGCUCAUUUGAAUGGCCUCCCUGGUCUUUUUUGAAAGCUUGUUUGGACUGUUUGGCAAGAGGGAGAUCUUGAUCCCUUUUAAUUUAUAUUCUAGUUAAUAGCAAUGAAUGUGAAGGAUUUAAUCCAUGGGAAGUAAUGAAACUUAAUCCUUACAGUACUGCUUUGUUACUUACUUCAAAGAGUUAUUGUAAUGCCUCUUAAUUGUGCCAGGGAGAUGUGGUUUUCCUUGCUUGAAUGCUCUUAAGACACUUCACAGAGAUGUCUCUGGAGUGUAAAAUUGGGGGGGGGGAUAACUUCCAUCCUUAAAACUUCUCCAUCAGCUAGAUGGAUUGCUUGCUUGUCUAGCACACUUGAUUGCACAGUGAACUUUGAUAAUGUUGUUUGACUGAAUUCUAUUAUUUAAUGUAAUCAUGUGCCUUAUAUUUACUUUACAAAGAUGCCUUGUAAAACCUUCUAGUAGAUAUGUGGAAUAUUCCUCUACGUAAGGAGGUUUUGAACACUAAAAGCAUAAAAUAAUUCACAAUUUUUGUAUUUGCCUGUUGCAUACCAUAGAAUCGUUGCUUCUGAAUGGGUUUGGGUGUGUGUAUGUUGCAAACUUCCCCCUCCCGAUGUAUAACCUAUGUAUAAUUUUAAAGUAUGUAUUUUGUCUUUUCUUGCGGCAGAUGUUGACCUGGUGUUCCAAGGUUCAUCGUCGUUAAUAAUUGCAAGUUGAGAAGACAGUAUUUGUCUUGUUUUGAGAGGAUCUCAUUGCCCCAUCCCAGCCUUGAUUUGAGUUUGAAUUAAAUUAAAGGGUACACACAGCAUGCCAUGUUCAAGAUGUCAGCUUGGUCUUAGGUUCUACUUCUCCCCAACAUAUACAAACACUUAGUUCAUUUCAAUGAUAAUUAGUUUUAUACUGGUUUCUUUGAAAUCCUUAAUUGACAAUCCUAUACAUACUUACUACAGUGGUUGAAUUCAGUGAGGCUUACUCUCAAGCAAGGAAAGCAGCCUAUGCCUUACUACCUUUGUGAAGAAUAAUCUCAGAGUUCUUAAUAAACUCAAAUAUGAAAUUGCCAGUUAUACAGCAAAAAUAUGUUACAAAAUUAUCCUCCGCCAAAGGACUGGAAAUUGGCCAAUUUAACACCUGAUUUUAAAAAGAAGUUCAGGGAAUGUUAGCUUAAUAAUUUUUCCAGAUAAAUUGUGGAAAGCACUAUUAAAGAUAAACUAUCCAAACAGGUAGGAUGCAAAAGAACAAGUCCUGCUGAAGAAGAAACAGCCUGGUUUCUGUGAAGCCUUCUCUCACCUUGUGACUGAACAGUCUUGGAAGAAGAGGAGAGGUCCUCUUUUUGGACUAGUAGUUUCAAGCACAGAAUAAGGGGAAAAAAUAGUUCUUGCAACUGAAUCCCCUCCUGGUUUGCACUGGGACCAGUGUUGUUUUUCAACCUUGCCCAGAAGUGACUUUGAACUGGUUGAAUUGUGAGGUGACUGAGUUGGCUGACAGCACAAAAUUAAAACAAAAAGGAACAGUGAAGACAUCUUAAGUGCUAUCUCUAAAUUGCUGACAUGGGCAUUAAAAUCUCAUUCCAAGUAAGCAAGCGAUGGACAAAAAUAUCCAAAUUUCAUCUAUAUGGAUAUGAUCUGGUGAUGAGUGGAGAGAAAUUAAAUCUUGGGAUUGAUUCAUAUACUUUUGUCCUGCAUGAAAAGGAGUAUCCCUUUCAGUAGUAUUGGUUGGAAUUAAUAAGGAAGAAGAUGUUGUUCAAUAAAAUUAUUUUUUGCAAGGUUCCCAAGGUCGUCUAUCUGUUAUGAAAACAGGAAUUUUAUUGAAAAACAUCUUCUUCCUUAUAUAUCCCAACCAGUGCUAUUAGGAGAGAUGCUAAAUGUAGUUUUAUCCAACACAACUCUUUUUUUAAUCGUCUUGUAAUUUGGUAUUUUCUCCCAUUUCCCAUGUAUUCAUUGGUUUCUUUUGCAAGUGUAGAAGAAAUCGGUGGGUGUAGCCUAUAAUGUUCUUUUAAUUGUUGCACAGAAUAGUGGUAGCGUUUGUUGUUAUUGUUGUUCUGUUGUUGUUUUUAAGGGGCUUGGAAUAAGCUCCUUCAUGAAGCUGAAACUAAAGUGCUUGCUGCUAGAUUAUUUUCUUACUAGAUUUAUUUUAAAACUGCCCUUUAUUCUUUGAGCUUCCGGUAAAAUAAAUAAGACUCUGGUGUAAAAUAAA
Molecule: messenger RNA, 6461 nt
Organism: Sceloporus undulatus (fence lizard)
Lineage: Eukaryota; Metazoa; Chordata; Lepidosauria; Squamata; Phrynosomatidae
Gene: LRRC58
Product: leucine rich repeat containing 58
Exons: 4
Coding region: 101-1162 (353 amino acids)
Molecular function (GO): protein binding
Source: RefSeq, a predicted model, not a curated record